UUUUUCUUCACAGUAUUCCGAUGAACUGGUUUCGCUCGGUGAGACAAACUAGAAGACCCGAUGGUUCACAGCUGUCAGUGUGCCUGUAUCCAUCAACCUCACCCCAACAUGGACCAUUGGAUUAGGAAGAAUCCGGAGCCUUCCGAGACGCCCAGGUCGAGAAAGGUCCCCGAAGAAUCAGACCUGUGCCCCUCCGUCAGUCUGGCUGCUCUACUGGUCCUUAUUUUCAUCCUCGUCGUCUUCGUGCUCCUCCCGGCAGGUGCUGGGCGCACCAAAGCCAUGCCUUUGGGACACAUCGGGGGAAGGCUGGUCCGCUUACACCCGCUCUUCUUAAGUCAGUCGCUGGCCACUCGGUGGGCUUUGGAAAGCAGUUUGAGGCCAGAUAGGGAUGGACUGAUCACGGUGGCAGCGGUCGCCAAGAAUGAUGCCACCCAGACUCUCAUCUGCUUCUGCUCUAACGUCAUUUCCCUUCUGUCCCGUCAAAGUGAGACUCGAAACGCGACCAAAAGGCUCCGAGAUUACAAGCCUGAGAACUUUUCCUGGGUCGACGGUAUCACCAGGUCUUCAGGAAGCCACCGCGUUGCAGUUGUCACUCAACGAGUAGGCCAAGCCCCUUAUGGCAUCAUCCUGGGUCAGGAGAGCGACACAACUGGAGGAAGACACUUCUGGGAAUUAACCCUUAGCGUACCAUCAGUAAAAAACGAAGGAAUCCUGCACGGUGAAGGCUCCGACGUUGCUUCCAAGCUCCUGAGGCAUCUCCACGCGACAAGGUGGAACCCAAAAACAUUUAAAGAAGGGUUACUUCCCGAGGAUGGUCUCAGAGUUCUCCAGAUUAUAGGCGAUCCUUAUCUGGAGAAUGGAUUUGUCUGCUAAAUGCUGUUUUUUUUAUAUUUUUGUAAAAUGUAAGAAUUUUUAUUUUUUAACCUCUUUGCAAUAAAACUAUUUUAGGAGA
Spea bombifrons (plains spadefoot toad) is the source of this 952-nucleotide messenger RNA. RefSeq lists its product as uncharacterized. Bases 61 to 873 code for a protein of 270 amino acids. NCBI's taxonomy places the organism in Eukaryota, Metazoa, Chordata, Amphibia, Anura, Pelobatidae. The transcript has 2 exons. The record is from RefSeq and is a predicted model, not a curated record.